GAACAUGUUCAUAGUGGAACUUAUUCAAAUACCUUAGAGCGCCUGGUGAAGGAGAUGGAAGACACACAAAGGCUGGAUGAGCUGCAGCAGCAACUGCAGGAAGACAUCAGGCAAGGCCGCGGCAUCAAGUCCCCGCUCAGAGUCGGAGGUGAGGACAGCACGGAUGAUGAGGAUGACCUUUUAGAAGAGCACAGGGAAUUUAUAAAGAAAUUUUCAAUUACAGUUGAUGCUAUUCCUGAUCAUCAUCCAGGUGAAGAAAUAUUUCAUUUCCUCAGUUCUGGGAAAAUUUUCAAUCAGUAUACCUUGGAUUUAAGAGACUCUGGUUUUAUCGGACAAAGUGCUGUAGAAAAGCUUAUUCUUAAAUCCGGAAAAACAGAUCAGAUUUUUUUGACGACACAAGGUUUCCUUACCUCUGCGUAUCACUAUGUCCAGUGUCCCGUACCUGUGUUAAAGUGGCUGUUUCGGAUGAUGUCGAUUCAUACAGACUGUAUUGUGUCUGUGCAGAUUUUAAGCACAUUGAUGGAAAUAACAAUUAAAAAUGACACCUUCAGUGACUCGCCCCUGUGGCCCUGGGUCCCAUCGCUGUCUGAUAUAGCAGCUGUGUUUCUCAAUAUGGGAGUUGAUUUUCGAUCUUUGUUUCCUCUGGAGAAUCUUCAGCCAGACUUUAAUGAAGACAGUCUAAUUUCUGAAACACAGACAGCAUCAGAGAAGGGGAGUGAAGAUACAUCUUGGAAACCCAUUUUUUCAACUCUUCCUGAAACCAACAUUUUAAAUGUGGUUAAGUUUCUAGGCCUGUGUACAUCUAUACAUCCAGAAGGCUACCAGGAUCGUGAAAUAAUGUUGCUGAUUUUAAUGUUGUUUAAAAUGAGUUUGGAAAAACAGCUGAAAGAGAUUCCCCUGGUAGACUUUCAAAGCCUCCUGAUAAACCUGAUGAAAAACAUGAGAGACUGGAACACAAAGGUCCCUGAACUCUGUCUGGGCAUCAAUGCACUCUCAAGUCACCCCCACAACCUGCUGUGGCUUGUGCAGCUGGUUCCCAACUGGACAGCACGUGGAAGGCAACUGAGACAGUGCCUCAGUCUGGUGAUGAUCUCAAAGCUUUUGGAUGAGAAACAGGAGGAUGUCCCUAAUGCCAACAAUCUGCAGAUUUCAGUCCUGCAUCGCUAUCUCGUGCAGAUGAAGCCCUCUGAUCUGCUGAAGAAAAUGGUCCUGAGGAGAAAGGCUCAGGAACCAGACGGCACAAUUGAUGACAGUGUCCAUCUGGAGCUUGAAAAGCAGGCAUAUUACCUGACCUACAUUCUUCUUCAUUUAGUCGGGGAAGUUAGUUGCUCUCAUUCUUUCUCUUCUGGACAACGGAAACACUUCGUGCUUCUCUGUGGGGCUCUGGAAAAGCAUGUUAAAUGCGAUAUUAGGGAAGACGCAAGACUUUUUUACAGAACGAAGGUGAAAGACUUGGUUGCCAGGAUACAUGGAAAAUGGCAGGAAAUAAUCCAGAAUUGUCGGCCUACACAGGGGCAGCUUCAUGACUUUUGGGUACCAGAUUCUUAACAGUUGUAAUAACAAAAAUAUGAAUCAAGAGAAAUUCAGCAAGAGCCUUUCCUGGAGGAGAAGAAAGGAUUAUUACAGACUCCAAUGGAAUGCUAAGAAAAUGUGCUGCAGAUGUGCCACUUGAAUAUCUAGGAUGAAGCUGGUAAUGAAGAAAUUGCUAUUUCUGAAGCAGAUAAUGAAAUGUGAUCUGCUUGAUUGUUACAGCAACUGACCUAGUAAAACAGUGGCUUCUUUAAAGGAGGGAGGAGUAGGAGCAGCUAAUAAUCACGUGUCUAACCUGCCCCUUUACUCCUCUUGUGAAGUUGUAAGCCAGUUAUCUUUUUUAGAUAGUAUUUGUGGUACUUGGAUAACCACAGGAAAUAUGUAAGAAAAGAGUUUGGACCAACUUGAGUUGGACUUGGAAACUAAGGCCAAGUUGCAGUUGGGUUUAAUUUUCCCUCUUGGUUAUUUUAGGACACAAAGGGAAAGUUCAGAACGGCAUUUAGUAAUAAAAAGCAUAAAUCUCUUCUGUAA
Messenger RNA from Carlito syrichta (Philippine tarsier), 2061 nucleotides. RefSeq names its product SMC5-SMC6 complex localization factor 2 (gene SLF2). The record is from RefSeq and is a predicted model, not a curated record. The annotation marks the transcript as partial. Gene Ontology annotation, biological process: positive regulation of double-strand break repair; protein localization to site of double-strand break; DNA damage response. The transcript has 15 exons. Gene Ontology annotation, cellular component: nucleus; site of double-strand break. NCBI's taxonomy places the organism in Eukaryota, Metazoa, Chordata, Mammalia, Primates, Tarsiidae.